This is a messenger RNA of Rotaria sordida, 766 nucleotides long. Lineage: Eukaryota; Metazoa; Rotifera; Eurotatoria; Philodinida; Philodinidae. The record is from the annotation of a GenBank genome assembly.
CAUGGCUAGAACCCAUCGAAUUCAAAGUUUUCGGAUCCGAAACUAAUACGACAGGCUCUAACUACGACAUUCAUUUAAAAACUACGGUAAAAGUGCAAUAUCUCGACAUCAAUAAGCUACAGACUUGAAUUAUCAUUAUCACAAGGAACAAAUGCUACUGGUUCACAAGUAACACUAUCUGAUCAAUUAUAUCGUCAAGCAAAAAUUGAUGAAGAAAAUUGAUGUUUAAAGAAAAAAAUCGAAAACUGGUGCAGAAUUAAUUCAUGAUAAUGAUGAUGAUAUUUAUCUAACUGUUAAAGUAACACAUGGCGGUGAAUUAUAAGAAAAUACUACAGAAAGUGAAAAUAAAGACAAUGAUAAUGAUGUGUGUGUUGAAAAAAAUAAAAAAUAUGAUCCAUAUCGAGCACUUAAUAUUGACUUAAAUGAAAAACCUAUUCAAUCGAUUCCUACACCAUCACCAUUGACAUUUCAAUUAAAAGAAUCAGUUCCUAAACAAAAAAAGAAAAUAAUUGAAAAACAAGAACAAUUAUCAACACCGAAAUCUAAACACAAACAAGAACGUAGUGAUGAUAAAGAAUUAUUAUCACCAGCUGAUGAAGAAGAAAAUCGUCCAACUUCUUCUACACCUUCUCCUGCUCCUCCUGCUACUGCAGAGAAAACCAAAGUAAAAAAAUCAUUAUCAGAAACAACAACAAUUAAAUUAAAUACAAUUGAAACAGAUCGAAUUGAAUUUAAACUUAAUUUACCUUGUUCACGAUAUUUAUGA